Messenger RNA from Clupea harengus (Atlantic herring), 3966 nucleotides. It is a transcript of the gene sardh, whose product is annotated as sarcosine dehydrogenase. Gene Ontology annotation, cellular component: mitochondrion. The record is from RefSeq and is a predicted model, not a curated record. NCBI's taxonomy places the organism in Eukaryota, Metazoa, Chordata, Actinopteri, Clupeiformes, Clupeidae. Gene Ontology annotation, molecular function: protein binding.
GAGUCAUUUGAAGUGAUUCGCUGAUGUAAACAGUCGCGAUUCACAGCGGCAGGGCUUGGAGAAGUUGACUUUCUAUCCACGUCAUCCCUAGAGACACUGUCUACCAAUUCUGAGCUUGGCAAGUAAGUUGCUAAGCAGGGGCCAUGGGCAUCUUGGGUACCGCCGUGAGCAGGAUGUUGAGAUGUCGCACCCCCCUGCCCCCCCUCUGCCGUGCAGCCAGCCGCUGCUACAGCAGCACCACCUCCGACUCCUCUUCAGAGCACCAGACCACUGAGAAGAGUGUGCCCUACGAGAAGACCCUCAAGCAGGACCAGGCGAGCAUGCGGGGCCCCACCAAGCCCCUGCCCCGGUCCGCAGAUGCAGUGGUGAUCGGAGGUGGCAGCCUGGGCUGUCAGACUAUCUACCACCUGGCCAAGAUGGGCAUGACUAAUGUGGUGCUGCUGGAGAGGGACAGACUCACCGCGGGCACCACCUGGCACACGGCAGGCCUGCUGUGGCAGCUUCGUCCCAGUGACACAGAGGUUGAGCUGCUGGCCCACACGCGUAACGUCAUCAGCUCCGAGCUGGAGAAGGAGACGGGCCUGGAGACUGGAUGGAUCCAGAACGGAGGCCUCUUCAUUGCCUCCAACAAGCAGCGUCUGGACGAGUACAAGCGCCUCAUGUCGCUGGGGAAGGUAUAUGGCAUCGAGUCCUACGUCUUAUCACCGGCGGAGACCAAAGAUCUCUACCCGCUGAUGAAUGUGGAUGACCUGUAUGGGACUCUCUACGUGCCCAAAGAUGGCACAAUGGACCCAGCGGGCACAUGCACCGUCCUGUCCAGAGCAGCGACUGCCCGCGGUGCCACGGUGAUAGAGAACUGUCCGGUGACGGGUGUCCAGGUGAGCACUGAUGACCUGGGGGUGAAGAGGGUGAGGGGAGUGGAGACACCCUUCGGGACCAUAGAGACAUCCUGCCUGGUCAAUUGUGCAGGUGUGUGGGCCACUAAACUGGGGGAUAUGGCCGGGGUCAAAGUGCCGCUGGUCGCCAUGCACCACGCCUACGUUGUCACAGAGAGGAUCGAGGGCAUCCAGAACAUGCCCAAUGUCAGGGAUCAUGAUGCAUCCGUUUACCUGCGUCUCCAAGGCGAUGCCCUCUCAGUCGGAGGCUACGAGCAGAACCCCAUCUUCUGGGACAAGGUGUCUGAUAAGUUUGCCUUUAGCCUGUUUGAUCUGGACUGGGACGUGUUCAUGCAGCACAUAGAGGGGGCCGUCAACAGAGUCCCAGCACUGGAGCAAACCGGCAUCAAAUCCACUGUCUGCGGACCAGAAUCCUUCACUGCAGACCAUAAGCCCCUGAUGGGGGAGGCUCCUGAAGUGAGAGGAUUCUUCCUGGGCUGCGGCUUCAACAGCGCAGGUAUGAUGCUGGGUGGAGGGUGUGGGAGAGAGCUGGCUCACUGGAUCAUCUAUGGACGUCCCGAAAAGGACAUGUAUGGCUAUGAUAUCAGGCGGUUCCACCACUCUCUGACCAACAACAACCGCUGGAUCCGUGAGCGCAGUCACGAGUCCUAUGCCAAGAACUACUCCGUGGUCUUCCCCUUCGACGAGCCUCUGGCCAGCCGCAACAUGAGGAGAGACCCCUUCCACCAGGUUCUGCAGGACCAGGGUUGUGUGUUCCAGGAGAGACACGGGUGGGAGAGACCCGGCUGGUUCCACAGAGAGGGACCCGCCCCGGUUUUGGACUAUGACUACUAUGGAGCAUAUGACCUUCCCAAAAACUCCAACGACAAGUACAGUGAGCUGCUUGGAAAAGAGUACACGUUUGACUUCCCCCCUCAUCAUGAUGUGAUUAAGGAUGAGUGCCUGACCUGCAGGAAUGGGGUAGCAGUAUUUAAUAUGUCCUACUUUGGGAAAUUCUUCCUGACUGGCCCAGAUGCAAAGAAUGCAGCUGAUUGGCUGUUCACAGCAGACGUCAACAAAGCCCCUGGUUCCACCGUUUACACCUGCAUGCUGAACAAGAAGGGUGGAUCCGAAGCUGACCUCACAGUCAGUCGACUGGAACCGGGCUCCGCCCACCUCCCACUGGCACCAGAAUCUAAUGGUGAUGCAUACUACCUGGCCAUCGGUGGAGGGGUGGCUGAGCACAACUGGAACCACAUCCAGACGGUGCUGCAGGACCAGGGCUUCCGCUGCAAACUGCAGGACCACUCCGAGGACAUGGGCAUGCUCAGCAUCCAGGGCCCCAAGAGCCGGGAGCUUCUCCAGGAGAUACUGGAUGCAGACCUUAGCAACGAUGCCUUCCCCUUCUCCACUCACAAAGUAGUGAAUGCUGCUGGACACAAGGUGCGUGCCAUGCGUCUGUCGUUCGUGGGGGAGCUGGGCUGGGAGCUUCACAUCCCCAAGGAGUCCUGCAUGCCCGUCUACCAGGCCGUCAUGGCCGCAGGGGCCAAGCAUGGGAUUAUCAACGCCGGCUAUAGGGCCAUUGACUCCCUGAGCAUAGAGAAGGGAUAUAGGCAUUGGCAUGCUGACCUGCGUCCCGAUGACACGCCCCUGGAGGCGGGGCUAGCGUUCACCUGUAAGAUGAAGACUAAGAUUCCGUUCCAGGGCCGUGACGUGCUCGAGUCCCAGAAGGCCGCAGGGCUGCGCCGGAGAAUUGUCUGCUUCACCAUCGACGAGAAAGUGCCCAUGUUUGGUCUGGAGGCCGUCUUUAGGAAUGGAGUCCCUGUUGGACACCUGCGACGUUCCGACUACGGAUUCGCCAUCGAUAAGACGAUUGGCUACGGAUACAUCCGCCACCCUGAGGGAGAAGUGGUGAGCCCUGCCUUUGUGCGGAGUGGAGAGUUCACCUUGGAGCGGAUGGGGGUGGUGUACAAGGCCAAAGCCCAUCUGAAGACGCCCUUUGACCCCGAGAACAAGCGGGUGAAGGGCAUCUACGACGCCCCGCUAGAUCAAAGCAACCUGCACAAGGCCAGGAUGUAACCCCCCCCACCCCCACCCCACCCCACCCUCUUCCUCUGUGAGGGGAGGAUGGCUGUGUCUACGGAAGGUGGGCGGAGUGGAUGUUUACAUACACCAAUCACGUUAGAGGAGUAUUGCUGAUCGCACAAACAUACCAUGAGGGUCUGAGAGGGGGGGCCAAUAGCCCACACCGACCCCUCCCAGUUUUAUGGUUUGUAAACAAGAAACCAUUGGUGCCUUCAAAUCAAGAAUACUAAACCAUUCUUUUAAAGCAAAUAAGUAAAGUGAUUUUGUAAAAAAUGUCUUUAAAUGUAACCUUUUAAUCAUCGGUCAGAGUAAAAAGCACACAGCUACAGCUACUACAGGUAGUUCAGAGGAUUGUGGCACCGUCCAGAUGCUACUGAAGCGUGAACAGUCAAGCGUUAGAUAUUACCGAAAUGUCAUUUAUUUGUUGCAGUUAAUGUUCCUAUGCAGUAUUUCUAAGACAAGGGGUCCAUGGCACCAACCUUGACAUAUGGACUGCUGAAGAAGAGAAAACAUGUACAAUUUCCAGUGCUUUUUAAACAGAUGAAAUUGCUGAUCUAAAAAUGUACAUACAUAAAGUCAUCCUGUGGAAAUUCAUACAAAGACAACACCACCAGGGAUAAUCCCUUUACUUUUAUUAGUGUCUUUUAAUGCCAAAUGGAAGUGAUGUAUGAAAGUUUUUUGCUCUGCCGAUCUUGAGGUCCUAAGCUUACGUGACAGCAAAGCAUUAGUGUGGGAUAUUCCCGCAUUCAGUCAGGCCUGUAUCUAGCAAGGUUAGACACAAAUAGUGAAAAGCAGCGUAUGCAGGACCUUGGAGUAAUUCCCUUUUUAAUCACAAGGAGCACUAAUGUUAUAUCAAUCUAUGUCAGUCUUUAUCUGAACAUAUUUUAUGCAAAGCCAAGUAGAAAUGCUGCUAACCGCUAAAGCUUUUCAAUGUGACAUGUGUAGUAGUUUUGUCCUUACAGAGUGAACUGUCAAUGAACUUUUGAGAAAUAAAGACAAGACACAA